Molecule: messenger RNA, 3318 nt
Organism: Rhea pennata
Lineage: Eukaryota; Metazoa; Chordata; Aves; Rheiformes; Rheidae
Gene: MALT1
Product: MALT1 paracaspase
Exons: 17
Coding region: 1-2457 (818 amino acids)
Biological process (GO): positive regulation of canonical NF-kappaB signal transduction; T cell receptor signaling pathway; innate immune response
Molecular function (GO): cysteine-type endopeptidase activity
Source: RefSeq, a predicted model, not a curated record
AUGUCGGGGCCGCCGCGGAGCGCGCCGGGGUCGCUUCCCCUCGGCCGCCUGGGCGAGCCGCUGCUGCGGAGGCUCAGCGAGCUGCUGGACCGCGCGGGGCCCGGCCGGGGCUGGCGGGAGCUGGCGCAGCGCGCGGGGAGCCGGGGCAGGGUCCGGCUGAGCUCUCUGGAUUUAGAACAAUGUUCUCUCAAAGUACUGGAGCCAGAUGGAAGUCCAAGCUGGAGUCUCCUGAAACUGCUGAAUGAUAGGGGUUGUACUGUGGUGGAACUGGUGGAGUUCUUGCAGGCCUUGGAGCAUACAGAGGCUCUCCAGUGUCUCAGUCUUUCAGGUAUAAAGAUUGUUGUGCAGCCAGACUCUCAAGCAGUGCUCCCCGGCCAGAUCGUCAAGCUGUGUUGCUGGGCAGCGGGACACCCAUUUGUGCAUUACCAGUGGUUCAAACAGGAAAAAGAGAUUCCACAUGGUAAUUCUCCAGAGCUGGUUUUGAAUCCAGUGAAAGUUAGUGAUUCUGGCUUUUACAUCUGUCGAGUGAAUAGCAAAUCUUCCUUUGUAUUCAGUCGAUGGGCACGGCUAGAAGUUUGUGAUCUCCAUGAUACAUCUCAUGGGAGUUUGAUUGGCUUACCUGAAAACAAAUUGCGCAUUUGUAUUCAGCCUCAGCCGCAAAACCUGACAGUGGGGGAGGCUUUGGUGCUAGAGUGUGGAGCUGUUGGAAACCCAAUUCCUUGUUAUCAGUGGUUCAGAAAUGGAUUUCCCGUGGCAAAUGGGGGCAAAAAUGUCUACAUGAUAGCUUAUGUGGGCAUGGAACAUCAGGGGACAUACUGGUGUCAUGUAUUCAAUGACCAGGAAGAUCAAGACAGCAGGAAGAUAGAAGUUGUUAUAGGAAGGAAAGCUAUGGCAGUGGAGUGCACCGAAGAAGAUCUAAGUGAUCCUCAAAAACCUGCAGACCUACAGGAUCAAUCAAGUGACAGACCUUUUGCAACAGACAAGGUAGCUCUGUUAAUAGGAAAUAUGAGCUACUGGAAUCACCCUCAACUCAAGGCUCCGAUGGUAGAUGUCUAUGAACUGACCAAUUUGCUAAGACAGCUGGAUUUCAAAGUUGUUUCUUUGCUGGAUCUUACUGAGUCUCAGAUGCGAAAUGCAGUGAAUGAAUUUUUACUUCUCCUGGACAAAGGAGUAUAUGGUUUGUUGUACUAUGCUGGCCAUGGCUACGAAAACUAUGGAAACAGUUUCAUGGUCCCUAUUGAUGCUCCAAAUCCCUACCGAUCUGCAAACUGUCUAUGUGUACAGAACGUCCUCAAACUGAUGCAGGAGAAAGAGACAGGACUCAAUGUAUUCCUGCUGGAUAUGUGUCGGAAAAGAAAUGAAUACGAUGACACAAUUCUCAUCUUAGAUGCUCUGAAGGUCACAGCCAACAUUGUUUUUGGAUACGCAACGUGCCAAGGAGCAGAAGCUUUUGAAAUUCAGCACUCUGGAUUAGCUAAUGGAAUUUUCAUGAAGUUCUUGAAGGAACGUUUGUUAGAAGACAAGAAGAUUACUGUGCUACUAGAUGAAGUUGCAGAAGAUAUGGGCAAGUGUCACCUGACCAAAGGCAAGCAAGCCUUGGAGAUCCGCAGCAGUUUAUCUGAGAAGAGGGCACUGACUGAUCCCAUUCAACAAACCAUAUCUUCUGCAGAGUCUCUGGCACGGAAUCUACAGUGGGCCAAAGCUCAUGAGCUUCCAGAAAGUAUGUAUCUUGAAUUCAAAUGUGGUGUUCAGAUUCAGUUGGGAUUUGCAGCAGAGUUUUCCAAUGUCAUGAUAAUCUACACACGAAUAGUAAAGAAGCCACCUGAAAUAGUAGUUUGCAGAGCUUAUGUUACAGACUUUGCACUCGACCUGGAUGUGGAUCCUAAAGAGGCCAAUAAAGGAACUCCUGAGGAAACUGGAAGCUAUUUAGUGUCAAAGGACCUUCCCAAACACUGUCUCUACACCAGGCUAAGUUCGCUGCAAAAGCUAAAGGAGCACUUGAUCUUCACUGUUUGCCUGCACUAUGAGUAUCCAGGAAUAGAAGACACAAUGGAUGAAAGGAAGGAGGUUAAUGUUGGGAAGCCCCUUAUUGCUAAAUUAGGCCUUCAUCAUGGAUUCAGAAAUAAUAGCUGUCUUCAGACCUGUUGCGUGGCUAAUAACUCUUUUCAUAAACAAGUAGAAUCAAGUCCAGUGAAAACUAAAUACUAUUUACUUAGUCAUCACAAACCAAAUUCCCGUCUAGGUGUUUAUCAUCCAAACACUGUUUGUUCAGACAGCAUUAGACAACCAGAGACCUGUUCUUGCAAUGGGACUUCAAGUAUGUUAACUUCAAGACACGAAGUGCAGAAUUACUCACUCCACAUGGAAAAGAGUAACGUACCAAUAGAGACAACUGAUGACACUGUUGAACUAGAAUUCCUUCUUUCUGACAACCUCAGGUUCUCUAAACAGCAGUAGCUGUGAUUUGUGCAGAAUGGACCAGAGUUUCAUACGUGAACUGGCAAGCAUCCACACUUUAUCCGUCUUCUGGAGUUUAGGGUCUGGUGACAAAGGGAUUAGAGUGUCUAGAGAUGGUGCUGAGGUUGAGGGCAGGAUGUAGGUUGGUCUGCUUUUACUCUCAGGGAAAACUACUCAGAUCCAAAGAGACAAAACUGGACUGAUACAUUUAGGAAUAAAAAAGCAUGAAUUUUGUGUUUUCUCCUACCAUUUUAAAUCCGAUACAAGUAAAAACCUGAACUCCUCCAAGUUCCCCAUUCCGUGAACAGGCAGACAAGCAGCUAACGCACAGAGAGGCAAGCAUCCAUCCCUGUGAGAAAGCUGCCUGCUUCUGGUAGGGAGAGAACGCACCGGACCUUGGUGCUGGUGUCAAAGUCUCUCCUGAGAGAGUAAAGCCUUGGAUCUUCCCUGCUGCUUCUCCUCCAGAACCUGUUGGCGUUAUGUUUCUUGAGUCUUGUGUUUUCAGCCAACAGAGGAAUUGCUCGUCUAGUACAAAAACAAAAUAGCCGUGUAUGGUCAUCAGAGGAAAAAUAUUGAUGAAAUAAGCAGAGAGAGCAAUUUCCAUGUUUUGUAUGCUUUAACUUGAUACUAAAAAAAAAAAAGCCACAACAUGAUAAAUGUUGUUUAGUAUCCAGGUAUUUUCGUACAUACUGCAUUAAAUAAGUAUUUUAGGUAUUAGUGUAUGUUAUAACAGCCUCCUGCUGAGCAUAUAGGGUAAUAAGGGUAAUACCUAAUGUAACUGAACUGAGCAAAGAACGAUUUUUUCCAGAAGUGAAAAUGUGGUGUUUUAAUAUUCCAGUGUUAAAAAUCGUAUCUUCUUCA